Molecule: messenger RNA, 2031 nt
Organism: Cydia amplana
Lineage: Eukaryota; Metazoa; Arthropoda; Insecta; Lepidoptera; Tortricidae
Product: centrosomal protein of 162 kDa
Exons: 5
Coding region: 97-2004 (635 amino acids)
Biological process (GO): cilium assembly
Cellular component (GO): centrosome; centriole; axonemal microtubule
Source: RefSeq, a predicted model, not a curated record
UGUUUGUUUUAUGGAUUUCCCUAAACAGAGUGUCGGUCUUAUUAACAAUUACUGUCUAAAAUUCUAUAAGACAACUCAUACUUUCAAUUAGACAUAAUGGCACAAAGUUCUGUUUCCGUGCGAGAUUACACUAGUAAUUCUAACGACAACAGUUUGUCCACUAAAGAGUUUCUACAGAAUGAACAAUCUUGUGAGAAGUUUAAAGACAGUGACGAAGAAAUCAAGAUGAUAUUGACUGAAAUUAAUAAGCUUUCUGGUGGCAACAACAACAACAGUCUGCUUGCUGGUGACACCGACGAUGUUGAUGUCAUACUCAAGAGAGCGGAAAAUAUUGCAUUUGAAACAGAAAACUUAUUAAAAAGUAGUCCUAUAGCAUCUGUUCUAAACAUAGCUCCAGAAACUAGUAACAAUAAAGUACCAGAAAUUAAAGUUACUAAACCAGCAGAUAAUGAUAAUAAGGCUGAAAAUAAAACUCCUGUGCACAAGGUGGUUAAGCAGAGUGGUAAAGAAAACGAAAUUCGACGUAAAACCAAAGCGAGGCCUUAUUCAGCCGGUGUCAUCGAUUCCAAGAAAAGAGAGUCCGCGAAAGUCGCCAGGUUCGUCACAAAUUCACCAAAACGUGCCGUAACUUGCAAACACGAGUCUUUGAUUGAAGAACUCAAAGACACCACCGAAAGAGCCAAAAGUCUAGAGCUUGCCAACGUACAAUUGACAGACGACAACAAAGUUUUGAGAAAGCAAUUAGAAAAAGUAAACGAAGAGAAACAUGUUGCUGAUCUCAAGUUGGUAGAAUGCGAAAAGUUUAUCGGACGCAUAGGAAAGGAAUAUGAAAAUAGAAACGCCGAAUUAAAAGCGGUGAGACAAAAUGAGAGUAAAUUAAUGGCGGAACUGCAGAAGGAGCGUAAUGAGAGGAAGAAUUUAGCGUUACAGCGCGACAAGGACUCUGCUAUUACUCAAGAUUUGCAGAGACAAGUCAAGGAAAUGGAGAUGAUUUUGAGGAGGAAACAUCCGGACUCUGUUUCAGCGUUAAUAGUGGCUGCAAAAUCGUCAACUGUCGAGGACAAUAAGAAAAAGUUAUUAGAGGAACGUAUCGCGCGUUUGGAACAAGAACUAAAAGACAAAGAAACCCACUUCCAGGGAAUACUGCUGACCCUCCAAGAAAAGUUUGGUGACAUGAAACAAAAAUAUGAGAACCACAUUAUAGACGUAGAACGUCAGUUAAUGGAAGACCGAAAAGUGAACACUGAAUUAAAAAAUAAAUUGAAUAAGCUUAAUUUGGUGGAUACAGCUUCCCAAACUGUACCAAGGGGUCAGCAUUGUGUAAGUACGCAGACGGUUCUCAAACUUGACAGGGCGUCUUCUGCCGUGGCCGUAAGCAGAAUGACGCAGAAUUCGGCGCUUCUUAUAAACAAACUGAAGGAAGACAGUUACCUUUGUGCCACUAUAAAGGGUCUGCAGGCGGAACUGACAGCCAAACAACGAACUAUUGCCAAAAUUAACCGAGAAACUGAAGACCUGAGGAAGAAUUUACGUAGUCUGCAAAAGGAAAAAGAAGUCCUGCUCCAUUUAAAUCCUCAAAAGAAACCAGGCUAUAGACCAAGCGCCAAAUCAGCCGAGAACAUUCUAGUCAAAGUGACCUCAGAGAUGGAAGCCGAACUAUCAGAGAGUAAGAAACAUCAGGAAGUGCUGAUGCAAGAAAGAAGCAGCUUGCUUGACUCGCUCAAACGGACCAAUGAGGAGUUCAUACUGCUUAAGAAGAAAAGGAUUCAGGAUCUCCACACACUUCAACUGGCCCACGAAAAGGAGCUGAUGCAGAUGAACAUGCAAGUAUAUCCCCUGCAGGAAGAAAUCAAGCUUUUAACCAGGACGGUGGAAAUACUCCAAGAGCGUGUUAGGGCUGCCGACGACAAGCUCGUCAAGUACCAGGCCAGUGCUAAAGAGUAUGACGUCCAUGCGGGUGGUGACAACCCUAAUUUUAAAAAUAGGAAAGAUACUGGGCGUUGAUUUAUAGACUGAACGUAAUGGUAGAAG